Messenger RNA from Leptomonas pyrrhocoris, 3299 nucleotides. RefSeq names its product phosphatidylinositol-4-phosphate 5-kinase-like protein. Gene Ontology annotation, molecular function: microtubule binding; ATP binding; microtubule motor activity. The coding region runs from base 63 to 3299 and encodes 1078 amino acids. Lineage: Eukaryota; Euglenozoa; Kinetoplastea; Trypanosomatida; Trypanosomatidae. Gene Ontology annotation, biological process: microtubule-based movement. The transcript has a single exon. The record is from RefSeq and is a predicted model, not a curated record.
GAAAUGGGACGCGGAGGCCAAACAGCUAGAACAGAAAUCACGACAAGAUCUUUUCCUCAAAAAUGGCAGAGACUGCAGCGACAACCUCUGCCCUACGACUGCCACUGGUUCCCACCCCACCACCCGCAAGUGCCGACAAACCAAACGGCGUAACACAAGACUCAGCGCUUAAGAAGAAAAAGAAGCUUCUUAACGGCGCCAACAUACGGUUCACUUUCCCCAGUGGUGCAACUUACGAAGGCGGCUUCAAGGAUGGGAAGAUUGAAGGGUAUGGCGUUUAUACGUACGCUCAGACAGGAGACGUUUACGCCGGUGAAUGGAAAGCCGAUCUGAAGCACGGACAGGGCUCGUACAAGUUUGCCAACGGCGACCGCUAUAUCGGGCAGUGGUACAUGGGAAACAAACAUGGGAAAGGGCAGUUUGCCUUUGCUAACGGUGACGAGUACGUUGGCUCCUGGCGAGAUAACCAGAUGAACGGCUACGGCAUUUUCCACCUCGAAGAAAACGAUGACCGCUACGAAGGAUACUGGAAAGGCGGCCUGCGUCAGGGCAAAGGCGUUCUGCGCCAUGGCAACGGCGACUUAUACGACGGCGAAUGGGAUGCUGGCCGCGAGUGCGGCCUUGGAGUUUUCUGUCAAUCCAACGGCGACCUCUACUGUGGUGAGUGGAAGGACGGCGAGAUGGACGGCAAAGGCGUUCUGCGCGAGAAGGGGAUUGUGUUUCUCGUGGAGUACGUUGGUGGCUACCUGAUUUCCAAGCUGAAACUCACCGAGGCGACCGACGAGCUCGAGGAAGGAUGGUCUGCCGUUUACAACCAUUUCCUGAAGUGGCUUGACGAAAGGGAGACCGUGAGCGACCCUGAGAAAGGCCCAGCUGCUGCUGACAAAAUGAAAGAUGAGCUGGAGGCCGCUCACGCAGAAAACAGCGUUUUGCGCAAACGCCUCGAAGGAGUCAUGCAGCUACUCCAAUCAAAGACACACCAUUCGGACGAAAGAAUCGAGAGCUCUUCUACAACACCUUCUCCCUCCGCAGAAACUGUAGCCGCUGCAUACUUCCGUGACAAUCUGCAAAGGGCAGAAGCGAAAGUCAAGUUACUGGAGUGCACGCUUGCGGAGCGCGCGAUGGAAAUUCGGAAACUUUCGGAUCUCGUGAGCAGCAGUGAGGCAAAGAUCAAAGAGCUCGAAAUUGGAAGAGCAAAUCGCAAAUCAGUCGCAUACCGCAGCAAAGGCAAGAUGCCAGUUGCUAAUAGCAAGCUGAAAGAUCACACGCCUGAAGCCACCGAUGCUGCUUCCGACUCGGAGCAAGACACAGAUGACGAGAUUUCGCAGCUGAAAAUGCAAAACACACUGUUGCUUCAGCUUAACGACGACCUGCAGCGUAAAGUGACUUUCCUGUCGGCUGUAAACUCGCGCCUCGACGUGAAACGUGAAGCAGCAGAAGAGCAAUAUGAAAAGCUAUCGGAAGAACUUGCGGAGCUCCGCACAAGAAAGGAAUCGAUCGCUUCGUCAACUGCUGCUUCAUCUACGAAAGUAAGCAGAAAUCCAUCCCAGUUACUUUCCCACGAUCAGGAGUCACCUGUUGCUCUCUCUAUCGAGUCAACAGCCAGCAUGGGUGUCGACGAGUUGCAAAAGCGUCUCGUCCAGUCGAACCAGCUAAAUAUUGAGCUGCGGAUAAAGAACGGUGAGCUGCAACAGAAACUCGACCGCGAAGCAAUCAAGACAGAUACUGCUGCAUACGAGACAGCGGUUCGUGAUCUCACAAAAGAAAACGAGACUUUUCGCUCCGUGAUUUCAAAGCUGAAGCAGCAGGUUGCGCUUUUGCAAAGCACCUCUGAAGAUGUCGAGCAACGUCUCUUUGUUUCAACGCAGCAAGGGGCAGAGCUAGAAGCAGCCAUAAAAACGAUGUCGAAGGAGAAGUCGGCGGAUCCGCAGCUUCUGCGAGUCCUUGAAGCCAAAUCUGAUCAAAUUGAGAAGCUGCAGCUUGAAAACGCUGAACUUGCGCGACUUUUAGACGAAAAGCAGAUUCACAUCAGUGAUGGAGAGACGACUUUGGACAAACAAAAGCAGCAGAUGAGCGCCGAGUCAGCCAUUCUUGACGAUGAUCGUGGUGAGCAGGACAACCUACGUAAAGAGGUGAAAAAACUGCAAAAGCGCGUCAAGAAAGUCACCGCUGAACGCAACGCGAUUGCGGAGCAAUUCUAUGAUUCGCAGAUUCACCUGGCGCGCACCCACCGUGCUCUCGGAUCGAUGCAUGGCCAGAUCAUCAUUUUCGCCUCUUUGUUUGACAUGGAGACCGGCAACAGAGCGGAUGUUGAAUCUGUGCUGCGAAUCGAUGACAAAGACCCGUCGAGGAUGGUCUUAAGCGACUGCGGCGAGGAAGUCGCAUACAAGUUCGACUACUGCUUUGGCAAGGACGCAACAGCCCCACAAAUUUUGAGCGAGGUGCGCGACGCACUGAGCUAUGUGUGGUGCGGAUUCCAGUUUGGCCUUAUCACGGUAGGCGAAUUCCGCUCAGGCAAGACGACGCUCGUCACACAACUUUUCCCUCUUCUCGUGCAGUGCCUCUUGCGAGCUGCAGAAGAAGACACGCACUUUUCACGUUUCAGCUACACCUACCGAGUUGCCAUGGUGGAGGUCUCGGCAUGUGGUGGUUACGACUGUGCAGCAGAGAGAGCCGUUACUGAAAUUUGCCGCGACUCGAACGGCUACGUGCAUCCCAAAAAUGUCCGCUUCUUUGAUUGCACCAGUGUCAGUAUUUCAGCCAUCGUCGGGAACCUUCUCUCGAAACGCCGACAGCACUACAACGGCAGGUCACACACGUGGAUCCAGCUGCAGUGUGUUCGCACAGGACUUGCGCAGCAAUCCCAAACUGUCGGACGACUCACACUUUUUGACUGGUGUGGCCCUGGCCCUCUUUCGUUGCAGAAAACUGAUAUCGAGAGUGCACGGUUUGCAAACGCUUCUAGUCAGGCGCUGAAAGAUCUUUCCGAGGCCCUGUCAGCAGAAAGUGUUAGCGUGCCCUAUACAAGAUCGCUGGAAACGGCGCUGCUCUUCGACUUAUUGGGUGGCAAUUCCAUCACCGCUGUGAUUGGCAGGCUUCGCGCUGCACCUGAUCACAUCGAAGAAAGUAUGAGGACACUCGGCGUGCUCUCAUCACUGUUUGGCGCGCGGAGCGGCCCGUUGUUCCAGGAUAAUCAAACGCAUGACGAGAUCCGAUGGCGAGGAUUAGUUGGAGCCUUCAGCUCAGACGACGAGGCCGAGCGAGAGCUAAAAGCUGUGGAGAACACGAGAGAAUUCUGA